CACAGGACUGGCUGGUAGUGAGUGGAGCUUGGAUCGGCGAGUGGGUGACGAGCGGCGACGGAGGAGACAACGGCUCGUGAGGCAGCCUCAGAGACAACACCGAGGAAAUCCGAGACGACACUGAGGCAAUAUGAGGCCCAAUGCGACUGUAAUUUUUGUGCUACAGCUCAUGAUGCUGGCUUUCGUUGUCGCCACGCCACCUAUAGACACUUCCGACGCCGGAGAGGAAGUCAUCGCCAGAAGCUCCCGCACCGCCCGCAGCCCCCAGUUCUUCCGACCCGUUCAGGCGGGUCAGGUCGGCCGGCCCGGAAUCCCAGGAAAGCCGGGGAACCCUGGAAAACCGGGUCUUCCCGGCAGACCCGGCAGGCCAGGCCAUUUCCCGGGAACGUUCACACCGCACACACCGCCGGGAAACUUCGGUCGGCCGGGCAACUUUGGCGCGCCGGGGUCGUUCGUGCCGCCUAAACUGCCGUUCGCCGCCACCUUUCAGAUUCCGAACCCGCCCAACCCCGGCAGCCCCGGAAACCCGGGCAACCCCGCCGGCCCGGGAAAGUAGAGGCGACGCAGUGAAUGUCGGAGCAGCGGAAAAGUGGUGCUACCUACGUCCUACAUAUGCUGAUGAUUGAAGGGUCUCCUAAGUCAUUUCUGAGCAACAAUGUGACAAUGUCACUUGUAAUCAAAAUACAAACCAGAACUUCCGUAACUUUAACAGCUGUUACUGCGUUGAAUUAUUUCUUUACCAUCUAUCUCUUGUCAUAAAUAUUGAACAAUCCACUUUCAGCUUGUACCAGGUUACGUGCAUGUUAUCUGAUGCAUAGGCUUUGGGUUAUAAGUGUGGCAAGUGAAUUUUAUUUCGACCCGUUGGUUACUAAUAUAUGU
Messenger RNA from Amphibalanus amphitrite, 879 nucleotides. RefSeq names its product cuticle collagen 34-like. The transcript has 3 exons. NCBI's taxonomy places the organism in Eukaryota, Metazoa, Arthropoda, Thecostraca, Balanomorpha, Balanidae. The record is from RefSeq and is a predicted model, not a curated record. The coding region runs from base 131 to 556 and encodes 141 amino acids.